Xenopus laevis (African clawed frog) is the source of this 2181-nucleotide messenger RNA. RefSeq names its product solute carrier family 30 (zinc transporter), member 4 S homeolog (gene slc30a4.S). Gene Ontology annotation, molecular function: monoatomic cation transmembrane transporter activity; zinc ion transmembrane transporter activity. Gene Ontology annotation, biological process: monoatomic cation transport; response to zinc ion; zinc ion transmembrane transport. Bases 99 to 1340 code for a protein of 413 amino acids. Lineage: Eukaryota; Metazoa; Chordata; Amphibia; Anura; Pipidae. The transcript is spliced from 7 exons. The record is from RefSeq and is a predicted model, not a curated record. Gene Ontology annotation, cellular component: membrane; late endosome membrane; lysosomal membrane.
GUGACUCAAUGUUUGCGCUUUGCCGAAAACAAACCCGGAAGCCCUCACGGUGUGGGGCAGUGAAGAGUGAGUGACAACUGCAGCCUGGGCUGGCUGAUAUGUGGCGGCCACAAGCCUGGUGGAGCUCCGUCAGGUCGGCACUCCAGAGGUCUGACCAGGCGCCUUAUUUGAACGAUGCCACUGGCUUUGAUGAUGAACCUGCGCUGGAGGGGGAGGAGGAUUUGCCCCGGUUUAAUAAGCUGAGGGUUCUGGUGGCUGAUGAGCCAGUGGCUACAAAUGGGCUACCCGUGAACGUGGCCUCUGAUGAUGAGUCCUUGUUGGAGAGCUCGCACAGCCGGGAUAAGCCCGAGCCCUGUGACAAAUGCAGCAGCCACAGGGAGAUGAGGAAACAGGGCAAGGUCAAGCGAAAGUUGGUCUUGGCUGCUGUUCUUUAUCUCCUCUUCAUGGUGGGGGAACUUGUGGGUGGAUAUGUUGCCAACAGCCUUGCUAUCAUGACUGAUGCACUCCAUAUGCUUUCUGACCUCAGCAGUAUUAUUUUGACCCUGCUUGCUUUAUGUCUGUCUUCAAAAUCUCCAAACAAACGUUUCACCUUUGGAUUUCAUCGUCUGGAGGUUUUGUCUGCCAUUGUCAGUGUGCUUCUGGUAUACAUCCUUACAGGCUUUUUGGUGUAUGAAGCCAUCCAAAGGACAAUACAUAUGAACUAUAACAUUAAUGGAGAUGUGAUGUUGAUCACUGCAGCUGUUGGUGUUGCUGUAAACCUUAUAAUGGGAAUUUUAUUAAGUCAGACAGGUCACCCUCAUUCACAUUCUCAUGGACCCACAGCAAAUUCACCGAGCCCCCAUGGGCAUAGUCAUGGGAGUCUGGCAGUUAGAGCUGCAUUUGUCCAUGCAUUAGGAGACUUGGCUCAAAGUAUUGGCGUUCUAAUAGCAGCCUAUAUUAUAAGAUUCAAGCCAGAAUACAAAAUAGCGGACCCCAUCUGUACCUAUAUAUUUUCUGUACUUGUUUUGUUUACUACAAUCCGCAUAGUAUGGGAUACAGUCCUAAUAAUACUUGAAGGUGUUCCAAGACAACUGAAUGUGGACCGAAUCAAGGACGACCUGAUGAAAAUUGACGAUGUUUAUUCUGUGAAAGACCUUAAUGUCUGGUCCCUCACAACAGGAAAAUCUAUUGCCAUAAUACAAUUGCAACUAUGUCCUGAUGCCUCAUCAAAGUGGGAGGAAGUGCAGAACAAAGCCAGACAAGUACUGCUGAACACACAUGGAAUGUACAAGUGCUUCAUUCAGAUUCAGAGUUACAGGCAAGAGGAGAACACACAUUGCACUGACUGUUCCAGUGCCUAAGUCCCAUGGAUUGAUGCCUUACAACAGACACAUUAGUUACAAGACACUCAGAGCAAUACAUGUUAACCUUAAAAUCCUUACUAUGAAGCAGCAGUGGUUUGCUCUGUGUAAAUCUUAAGAAGCACACUUUCUCAUUGGAAUCUAGAAACUUUAUAGACCAAAAGAGAAGCACCUUUUCUCUCUGAAGUAUUCUGCUGAGGACGUGUAGACCAACAACUCAAGUGUUUACAGAGUUAAGCAAGUUUGCACAUACCUUUGAAGCUAUAGCACAAACAGCCCAUGGUAUGGAUAGAAAGUAUGUUAUUUGAUGCAAAGCAGUUGUCAGAUAUUUUUACAUUCUGCAUUGAAAUUCUUAAAUUCACAUAAAAGCGUUCUGUUUCCUUGCACAAAAACCUUCAUACCCUUGCCCUUUUACCAACACCCUAAAACUGACAGAUUUAGUAGGAUACUAGGGUGAUUCAUUUGGUGCAAAGUAUUAGAGUGAGUCUGUAAGACAACGGUACUGCGUAAUACAAUCCAAAAUGGUUUACUGGUUUCUGUCAUAUUUUGAAUUUAAGUUUACAUGUAUAUGUGACUGGAUAAUCAGUGACCACAGUAACAAAACUUAUGUUGGUACCAAUACAACUGUUUGGUGGUAGAAUUUAAACCAAGGGUAAGUGAUAAGCUGCUGUUGCCAAUUUAUGAAGCAGAAAAGGUGUCACGCUAUCAGUGUUCUGUAUUAUUGCACUUAUGCUCUACUGUUUAUAACUGGCACGACAUUGCUGCUGGAAGUCUUUCAUGUUUAAACGUGAAAGAAUUGAUUUAAAUAGACUGAAGUAAAAACGCUACAGAGGCCAUGUAA